Mercenaria mercenaria is the source of this 4110-nucleotide messenger RNA. RefSeq names its product receptor-type tyrosine-protein phosphatase epsilon-like. Gene Ontology annotation, biological process: protein dephosphorylation. The transcript is spliced from 19 exons. The record is from RefSeq and is a predicted model, not a curated record. Lineage: Eukaryota; Metazoa; Mollusca; Bivalvia; Venerida; Veneridae. Gene Ontology annotation, molecular function: protein tyrosine phosphatase activity. Bases 101 to 2194 code for a protein of 697 amino acids.
UGAACCUUAUUUUUUCGGGUCGAAUUGUUCGCAUACAUGCCAUUGUGAUGUCAUUUCAAAUUGUUCACGAAUCAAUGGUUUUUGUACAUUUGGGCGAUGCAUGGAAGGAUGGACAGGAGAAAACUGCAGUAUAGAAAUACAAGGUUUAAAUCAAGAUCAGGACUCAAGUUCAACGGCAGCGGUUGCUGGUGGAGUGUCAGCAGCGGUGGUGCUUGUAGCCUUAGGCGUUGUCAUAGGAUUCAUCAUAUAUAAAAGAAAACAUUUUACAAGAAAGGAUUCUAAUGCCCAAAACCAAUUCUCACACUUAGACAGAGCUCUUAAAGAGAAGUCAAAUACACAGCAAAGGUCAAACACACAUGCUCAUGUAAACAUGUCGUAUGAAGAAGAAACAAAUAUGUGUGCACCAGGAGGCAGUGACUACUACAGUUUCGGUGAACAGUUUGCGGGAAUAAGGGUUUAUGAACUGUGGGACUAUAUUCAUGAGAAAAUGGAAAACAACUGCGAAAAGCUGUUUACAGAAUUCAAGACGUUACCACAAGGUCUCGUGCAUUCAUAUCAGUCGGCCGAUAACAUUGCAAACAAAGGAAAGAACCGGUACAGGGAUAUGUAUGCAUACGACCAUACUCGUGUUGUGCUGGAAGACGAUUUUCAUAGCGAAGAUGGGAAACAUACUGACUAUAUCAAUGCUUGUUACAUAGAUGGCUUUGAAAAGGUGAAAAAGUUUGUCGCAUCACAAGGUCCUACCAAGCAGAUGAUUGACGAUUUCUGGAGAAUGAUUUGGCAGCUGAAGUCUGACAAAAUAGUUAUGCUCACCAACCUGAUUGAGAUGGGGGCGACAAAGUGUUUGCAGUACUGGCCAAAAGAAGAUGAAGAAGAUGAGUGCACGUAUGGCAACGUUGUUAUAAAACUCCUGAAUACGGACAAAUACCUUGACUAUAACAUCAGAUAUUUUGAAGUCAGAAAGAACGGCGAAGCAUCCCGGAGGAUCCGACAAUUCCACUUCAAGUCCUGGCCAGACAAGGAUGUUCCUGACAGUACAUGGUGCCUCGUCAACUUCUGGAGAGCUGUAGAUACUAAUGCUCCAUCAAAAGCGGGGCCAAUUGUUGUCCACUGCAGUGCUGGAGUUGGUAGAACAGGGACCUUUAUUGCCGUAGACAACUUGGUGAGUCAGGCAAGAAAAGAAGGUUGCGUGCGACCGCUACAAACUGUGCAAACUUUAAGACGGCAACGAGUAAACAUGGUUCAGACUAGAGAGCAGUACGUAUAUGUGCAUGAAGCAGUUGCAGACGCCCUGUUGUUCGGUACACACAUCGUAUGGACAAAGCAGUUCGAAGAAAUGCUGACAUUUAUGUUACAGAAAGAAAAGGGCGAUACGAGAACAAGAUUACAAGUACAGUUCGAGCUUAUUGAGAAGAGUAUGGCGAACGCCUCGUCUGAUGUUGCGGAGAGUCCAGAAUAUUCCAAUAUUGAGACGCUGCUGUCUGAAAGUGAUGCAUACAGACCAAAACUUAUGAACAGAGGAUCCAAAUAUGUGCAACAGUUGCGUGCCAUAUACAUCCCCAAUUACAAGGAAAAGAGUACAUUCUUGGUGUCGAUGUCCCCGGAUAAAGGUACAAUGGAAGAGUUCUGGUCACUAGUUGACGACAGCAACAUCAAAACAAUCAUAAUGCUGACAGAGCCAUCAACUACAUGUUACCGGUCUAGUUGUGAGCUAGGAUCGAGUGCAAACAGCGAAAAUAGAUUCAGCGUCAACAAAAUUGAGGAAAAGAUCAGGAAGGGCUACACAGAAAGGACCUUUACUUUCAAAGAAAGUGCUAGAGAGGAAGAGGACAACCUUACAACAGUGAAGCAGUUUGAACACACAGCAUGGAAGGGCGGAUACACGGUUCCUGGUGACACAAAGUCCCUCCUAGACAUGAUAGAAUCUGUCCAGAAGUGGCAGCCACAUUUGUCCGAGUCUCAACCCAUACUGAUUCACUGCAGUGACGGUUGUUCAAGAUCUGGUAUAGUAUGUGUGCUACUUAAUGAGUUACAGAGGAUGAAGUAUGAAGGAGGUCACAUCAAUAUUGUGGAGUCUGUAAAGAUGAUGAAGAAAAGACAGAGUCAACUGGUCAGCAAUUAUGAACAAUACAAGUACUGUUUCGAUCUGAUUAUGGCUCACAUCCAGAUGUCGGAACUCUAUCAAAACAUAUGAAUAUCUUCAGUGAUAUGUGCUAUAAAAAUGACUACGUAUAAACAAUGUCGCAUUUGUAUACAUACAAUCAUGUUUCAAACAUGUAACAAUUUUAUGGUCAUCUCAGUUUGCUUGUAGAUAGUUCUUUAGUUUGGAAGAAACAAUUAAUUGUUAGAUAUAUUAGAUAUAUUUAAUCAGAGUUUGGUAUAUGGGUUUACUUUUUCCUUUUUAUUAUUUCAAAUAGACAGUUUUAGUGUUAUCGUUGGAAAUAUGCAGAUAAGUGAGAUAAAAUGAAAUGUGUAAAUGGAUGAUUUAUUUAAUCAAACGAGUUUCUUAAAGAUGACAAUCAUAUACCUGUUUCACGAGGUCCGUCUUCCUUAGUAGUUACUUUUUCAGUGUGAAGUAUGAUUUGAAGGUUACUGUGCAGUCGUCAUGAUAAAUAUUAUGCAUAAUAUUAGGUUACUGCUGAUGUGAGUCCUGUCUUACUAUGUUUGUAGCAACGUAGAUUGUUACGUUACGUAUUUUAGUGAGCCAGUAUCGCGUGCACGAUAUUACUUGCAACGAACUACUUUUCUAUUUCAAUUGAUUUUACUUGCUUCAGGAAAUAUUUUGUUGAUUUCGAACGCCUGUGAACGAUGUACACGUCAAUUAGACACUUGUUUUAUUUGCACAUUUCUUUCUUUUAGCAGAUGUACCUCUUCAUGAUUUAAAUUUUAUGGAUUUGUCAUAAUCACUGGUGAAGUAUUUAACAAGCUGUGUCAAAAUGAUUAAUUGUGAAGAAAGAAAUAAUUUAGGUCGAACAAAUCUUUCAUCUUUCAGUGACAGCUUCUAACGUAAUCAUUUGGGUACAUUUUGAUGAUAUUUCUUUUUACUUCAGGUAUCUUUUAUCAUUAUUUGCAAUCUGACAUUGUUUUAGUUAUUUUUUUGCCACAUUUUGAUACAUAUUUGAAAAAUGUCCAUAUGGAACCAUAACCUUUAAAUCAUGUGCACUAAAACUGAAAUAGUAAAACUUUCAGUAAUAUGUAUAUUCAAACGAGUAUGUUCAAUCGAAUUGAAAUUCAUUAUCAAAUCGUGUAAUUCUCCUAGUUAUUUAUUGUAAAAUAACAUUACUCUUGACGGAAAAGUGCUCUUGCUUCAAGAACGUUUCAAUUUAUGGUAAAUUUCAUAACUCAAAUAGUACAUUAUUCAAAUAGUACAUGUAAAUCAAAUUAAUGACCCCUCUUGUUCUGACACUUGCAAAACUAACGUAGACACAUCGUUUGAGAGCAAACGAAUGAUUACCUAAAGACACAUUUGCUACUGUUAUUUCUUUAAUAACUGAAGUUUUUAAUUUAUGUAAUUUUGUAUUCUUCUAGUACCAGAUGUUAGUUAUCAAUGAUUUACAUUUUGAUUAAUUGCGUUGUGACAAAUUAUGUUUGUUUUUAAUAAAACACGAUGACGGUGACGAGACGUCAAGUGUAUAAUAUUUUAUUUGACUUCAUAAUAAAAUUAUUAAAAUCAAAAUAAUAUUUUCAGAAACGGUUUUAAUUCACUUAAUCACUAAGAAUUGGUUAUAUAUUACGAAAUAAUGCACUCGAACCAUGCCCUCGUGAAAUAAAUUACCCUGAACGAACAUCUAAAUCACUUAAAACACGGGUCUCUUAUAUUUUAUUUCUUAAAUAUUCUGUGCAUACGUUUUCCUCUAACUUGCUAAAAGAUUACGCACCUGCUAUUCAAACAUAUUAUCCAGUCUCUUGUUUAUACAAGACCUUAAUCAGAAAUGGACUUGUAUGAGGAAAACCUUCAGAUUUAACGAAAAACCAUUUACUUGUUUUCGUACAAAUGUUAUAUUAUGUUAUAUUACUGCUCUAUGUUAAGUGACUUUUCUUUAGAUAUUUUGUUAUUAGUGAUGUUUAACAUAUAUUCCUCUCUUUUUGUGUAAUAAAUCUUUCCCUAUA